AAGAGAAACAAACUCAAAUAUGCCAUAGGUAAAUUAUGCUUGGGUGCUACAGUCUAUUUCAUUUGGAGGGAGAGGAACAAUAGAUUUUUUAAAGGGGAUUUUAUGGAUGCUUGGACAAUUCACAACCACAUUCGGAACAUGGUGAGCGAUAGGCUGUGGACCUCAACAAAAUGAAAUCUUCCAUGGCCAAUAGAAGACUUGCGGAGAUUUGGGAAUUACCUAUGACUAUCUUCAAAACCAACAUGUGACGAACAUGGGUUUCCCUAACCCAAGGCUUCUCCUAAGACUUUAAACAAAUUAUAACAAAACAAUGGCUUCUUCAGUCAAGAGUGAAGGAUUACCAGUGACAGUAGACGACGGUUCAUUGAAAAGCCAAGAGCAGUCAAAAGGUUCUGCCAUGACUAAAAGAGGUGUCUAUGCAGCUGUCUCUUACAUGGCUUCUGCUGUUCUCUUGGUAAUGUUCAACAAAGCAGCUCUUUCUUCAUAUAGUUUCUCAUGUGUAAAUGUCAUCACACUUUUUCAGCUGCUAUGUUCAUGUUCAAUUCUCUAUGCACUGAAAUGCUGGAAGGUCAUCUCUUUCACAGCUAUUGAACCACAGAGCACCACUUAUAAUCCAUUAACCCUAGUACCAUUGAAGACAUUAAUUCAUACCCUUCCUCUAGCAAUAGCAUAUUUGCUAUAUAUGCUGGUCACAAUGGAAGCUGUGCGAGGCAUAAAUGUUCCCAUGUACACCACCCUCAGGCGGACCACAGUGGCUUUUACGAUGAUUGUGGAGUAUCUAUUGACAGGGCAGAAACACUCACUUUCUGUUGUUGGCAGUGUGGGAACUAUUAUACUCGGUGCAAUCAUUGCUGGGGCUCGGGACUUGUCAUUUGAUGCCUAUGGCUAUGCUGUUGUUUUCAUAGCGAACAUCUGUACAGCAAUAUAUCUUGCAUCCAUUGCUCGUAUUGGUAAAUCCAGUGGCCUGAAUAGCUUUGGCCUUAUGUGGUGCAAUGGAAUAAUAUGCACACCAAUCUUGCUGUUCUGGACAUCAGUCAAAGGUGAUUUAGAAGUGACUAUGAACUUUCCCCUUUUAUUCUACCCAGGCUUUCAGGUUGUGAUGCUUCUUUCCUGUAUCAUGGCUUUCUUGAUAAACUAUUACGUAUUUUUGAACACAACCCUCAAUUCAGCACUCACACAGACAAUUUGUGGCAAUUUGAAGGACCUUUUUACUAUUGGACUCGGCUGGCUGUUGUUUGGGGGACUUCCAUUUGAUUUGUGGAAUGUUAUUGGCCAAUCUCUUGGUUUCUUGGGCUCGUGUUUAUAUGCUUGCUGUAAACUCUGGGGGAUAUAAAUGUCAUGCUGUUGCUUGAGAGCCUUAUACUGGAGAUAAUUAGCUGAUAGGUUGACUGCUGCUAGCUUCAUCGGCUGCCAAAUUUUGAUUAACAACCAGAGACUCUAGAACAUGUAGAAUUAAUACCUCAACUAUAUAGAAGAUUCUCUGCAUAAAUGCAUAUUACCAAAGCUUCUGCUACAAUAUAUUAGAGGAGGGAUCGUUAUCUCUUCUAGUGUUUUCAUUACAGAAAAUCUGGGAUCACAGUGAUCCUAGAAACCCUGUUACUCUUAGUUGAUGAGAAAAAAAAAAAAAUUCAUCUUCAAGAACUUGAUUAAUGAA
This is a messenger RNA of Pistacia vera, 1654 nucleotides long. Its product is annotated as UDP-N-acetylglucosamine transporter UGNT1-like. Lineage: Eukaryota; Viridiplantae; Streptophyta; Magnoliopsida; Sapindales; Anacardiaceae. The transcript has 11 exons. Gene Ontology annotation, cellular component: Golgi apparatus. The record is from RefSeq and is a predicted model, not a curated record. Gene Ontology annotation, molecular function: antiporter activity; GDP-fucose transmembrane transporter activity. Bases 311 to 1333 code for a protein of 340 amino acids.